This is a messenger RNA of Porites evermanni, 486 nucleotides long. The record is from the annotation of a GenBank genome assembly. Lineage: Eukaryota; Metazoa; Cnidaria; Anthozoa; Scleractinia; Poritidae.
CCGCUGCUGUCAGAAGAAAUCAGUCCCGAGACGGAAACUGCUAUGAAAGAAUUGGUAGAGAAAUAUCGUCCCGUGAGGCAAAGGACAGUCCGGGGAAAACUACAAAGGACAAAGAUGGGGCUUUACCACCAGCAGUCUACUCGAAGGAACAAGAUUGUGAUAGAGUGGACUUGAUGGAGGGACUAGGGAACGAUCUUAACACUGAGGAACCAAUAGAUUUUACCGUGGAUGAAGAAGAAAAAGAAGAAGACCUAUUCGUUCAUAUAUGCUACAUCUGAAGGUGGAGAUGCGCCACAAGUCACAUUUGUGGACGACUGUCUAGUUGCAGUGGCAGUUGCUGAAGCGCGACCCCCGCCAGAUGAAUAUGAACCCGACUCAGGAGAUGACUUUUCUGAUAGGGAGAAGAUAUUGCGCCUGUUACCAUUUCAAGGUCUGGGCGGCCAAUACGUGCCCAUUUUCGACUUGAUUUGUAAGGUAUGCUUAUAG